UUAUUGUCCGCCAUAGCGCGGCCUGCAAAAUAUCACCGCUUGGUGGCGCUAUACGUAAUGGCUGCCUCCAUGUUGCACCGGUUUCGAGUUGCUGGCGUAAACAAAUGGUUUAAUAUCAUUCAAAACCGUACUAUCCAUGUGUCUCUGCGUGCCAUGGGAGCCUACGAUUCAGACUUUGAAAAUGCCAAAGCUCGACUGAAUUCCCUGCAAAAUGACCCAGGAAACGAUGUCAAGCUGAAAAUUUAUGCUCUCUUUAAACAGGCAACGGUUGGAAAGUGCAACGCAAAGAAACCAGGAAUGAUGGAUUUUGUUGGGAAAGCAAAAUGGGAUGCUUGGAAUGGUUUAGGUGAUAUUUCACAGGAUGAUGCUAAACAAAAGUAUAUUGCACUUGUCGAUGAGUUAGCAGGAGCAGACAAGUCUGUGGCUCCAGCAGAAAGCUCAUCUGCUCCUGCUGGCAAAUACACAACAUUAGAUGUAACCAAUGAAGGAGGGAUAUUUACCAUAAAACUCAACAGACCAAGCAAGAAAAAUGCCAUCAAUUUUGAGAUGUAUGAUGAGUGGGUGGUCGCACUCAAAGAAGCUGCUGAGGACAAGAGUGUGGUUGUCACAGUGGUUACAGGUGCUGGAGACUUUUAUUGCAGUGGAAAUGAUCUGGGAAAUUUCAUGAAUAUUCCUCCAGAUGGCAUUAAAGCAAUGGCAGAAAAAGGUGGAGAAAUAUUAGAGCGUUUUGUGGCGGCCUUUAUUGACUUCCCAAAGCCUUUGAUUGGUGUGAUUAAUGGACCAGCCAUUGGAGUGUCCGUCACUGUGCUCGGUCUGUUUGAUUUGGUUUACGCCACUGACAAGGCCACCUUUCAAACUCCUUUCUCAAACCUUGGUCAAUCACCAGAAGGUUGUAGUUCCUACACCUUCCCCAAAAUGAUGGGUGCAGCAAAAGCAAGUGAACUGCUGUUGUUCAACAAGAAGAUCACAGCUCAGGAAGCACUGGAGAGAAACCUAGUGACAGAAGUGUUCCCAGACCAUGAUUUCCAGCGGUCCAUUCAGGGUCGAAUACAGCUCUACUCUAAACUUCCGAAACUGAGUCUACAGAAGUCCAAGUUCCUGUCCAGGGAGACGGAUCGGGCCACGCUACAUACGGUCAACAAGCGGGAGUGUGAGGUGUUAACGGAGCGGUGGCAGUCGGAGGAGUGCUUCCAGGCCAUCAUGAACUUCUUCUCCAAAACAGAGUCCAAGCUGUAGCGCACCACAUACUGAUGAGGGCCGCCUUUAUUGUGGUGAUGUCUGACUGGGAGUUAUUAUAUCAGGGAUGAGCUCUGUAGUGGGGCUUGUGUUGGAACUGUCUUGUUUCUGUGAUAACGUAUCUGGUUUAAUUGUUAUUGUUUUUCACAAAUUGAACCUGACUUGGUCAGAAGAACGAAAAAUUUAUAUGAAAGAACAACUAAAUAAAUAGAGCUAUUGUUUUAACUUGUUAUACAUGUUCAUUUGUACUGGUAUAACUUAUUAAUGCUCUUCUUAUACAAAUACAAUCCUUAUAAUGUUGGCAUAUGAAUAAUAUAUUUGAGAAUAAAACUUGUAUGUGUUUGA
This is a messenger RNA of Magallana angulata, 1581 nucleotides long. Its product is annotated as enoyl-CoA delta isomerase 2-like. NCBI's taxonomy places the organism in Eukaryota, Metazoa, Mollusca, Bivalvia, Ostreida, Ostreidae. Bases 58 to 1236 code for a protein of 392 amino acids. The transcript has 10 exons. Gene Ontology annotation, molecular function: fatty-acyl-CoA binding. The record is from RefSeq and is a predicted model, not a curated record.